Amaranthus tricolor (Joseph's coat) is the source of this 2086-nucleotide messenger RNA. RefSeq names its product protein PHYTOCHROME KINASE SUBSTRATE 3-like. Bases 191 to 1444 code for a protein of 417 amino acids. The transcript has a single exon. NCBI's taxonomy places the organism in Eukaryota, Viridiplantae, Streptophyta, Magnoliopsida, Caryophyllales, Amaranthaceae. The record is from RefSeq and is a predicted model, not a curated record. Gene Ontology annotation, biological process: phototropism.
AAAAGGUGAUAAACUGUCAAUGAAGCUUCAAGCAUUAAGGGACCACAAUAACAUUAACUUUCCAUUAUAAAUUUAUGCAUAUAUACUAACCUUACACUAACUUGCCAAGGGCCUAACUACAACAAUUACACAAAACAAUCCUUUCUUUCUCUUCAAAUUCUCAUAAAAAAAAACCCUUUACUUAAUUUCCAUGGCAAUGGCAAUAUACCCUCCUUACAAGGCCAAUGAGGCUAGUGUAACCUACCCUCGUGAUGCCUCCUUCUCGUCUUAUCUUGAUACGGCAGAGAGAGACUUUGUUAGAAGCCUAGCGGAAUCUAUCAAUAGUCCCUCUCCUGCUCGACAAGUUUCCACCCCUCGCACAAGUUUGCAGGAGAGGAAUACUUCUCGAGCCCAAAGGAGUGGCGAAUUAGACGUUUUCGGUGCUGAGAGUUACUUUAAUGAAAAUUUAGAUGGUAAAAAAGCCGGAAAUAGUCCCGUCACUCCAAGAAAGGGAGGAGGAGGAUCAAAUGGUGGGAAUCAUAAUAGGCAUCAUAAACAUAGAAGAGAAAAAAGAGAUGAUCAUAACUUCUCUCUAGGAAAAAAGUCACCAAGUAUAAGGAGUAAUAUUAGUACUAUUACUAGUUCUAAUAGCCUUAAAUCACCUACCCCAAGUCUUAAAUCAGAAAUUAGUUGGAAUUCCCAAAUUGGAUUGUUUUUACCCAAAAAAGGAAGUGUUGGGCAUAAAAUCUUCUCUGGUUUUCAAUGCAGAGGAUCUUGUUUUGACAAGAAAUCUGUUUAUACAACCAAAACUACCCACCAAAUAUCUCAAUUAUCCACAAAAUACCAAGCUAUUAAUAGUAAGAAUGCCUAUAGAAAAAACAGAAUUUCCCAUCAAGAUCAUUUUGCCUUUCCAAUUAUAGACACAGCAUCUCUAAACUUGGAUCAACCCAGGAAAUCCAUGGAGGUUUUCGGGCUUCAUCAACUCGAAAAGCAAGAAAUUGAACAAAACAUCGAGAAGAAACUAUCAAUCCUAGCUUGGGAUGCAAUCCCAAACUCUAAUCACACUAUCUCAUUGAUAAACAAAUCUAGUCCUCUUAAUUCUACUGUAAGGACUGAAGAUUUUGAAGAUGUGUGCAGUGAUGCAAGUUCUGAUCUUUUCGAGAUCGAAAAUCUUUCGGGUUUUCAUGGAAGCCAAACCCCAUCAACCCCUUAUUAUGAGCCUAGUGAAGGGAGUAUUGAAUGGAGUGUAGUUACUGCAAGUGCAGCUGAUAAUUUCUCUGCCUUUUCUGAUUAUGAUGAUGAGAAAAUCAGUAUUAGAAGUACAAGAGAAAGGACUAUUAGUAAGAAUUUCAGUAAUGAUAGGAGAAAGAUGCAGAGGAGUUCAAAUUCUGGUGGGAUUUUUUUAGGGUGUACAAGUCAUAAAGCUGUGGAUGUCGUAGGGAAUUACAAUCUAAAUCGAUCAUGAAAAUUCUUGCAUUAUUGGUGUAUGCUCAUAUUCAAACCUAUGAACAGUCAGGUUGUCACAUUAACCUCUGAUACCAUGUCAAAAGUUUAAGCUAAUGGUUAAUGUCCACCCAAGAGAUGUUAUGGACACUAUCAACUUUUUCUAUGAAAAUGGGUUACCUUUGUAAUCAUGUUUGUACAAUUUUUAAUUAGUGUAUUAUGGUAAGAUAAUAUUUUUGUGAAUUAUUGAAUUAAAGGCUAUUGAAAUGGUGUACUAUUGAUAUUAUUAGUUCUAUUAAAGUUUAAUUAGAUUGAGAAUGAUUUAUGAUUAUAGAUUUCUAAUGUGAAUCAUAAUGAUGAAUGAAGCUUUAUACUUUGCUUUCUUGUCAUCCAAAGUUGGAGCAUUUCAUGGGACAAGAAAUGAGAACCCGGAUUUAACUUUCUUUUGGUAAACUUUUGGAUGGACCUAUUCUAUAUUAGUUGCACAUUUGCCUAACCAUUUUGGACCCUUGAACAAAUACUUUUAUUGGCCUUUUCCUAACUCCUUUUGCUUUGGGUCUUGCAUUUAUUACCGACUAAUGUAACUUUACUUGCAAUUAUCAAUGGGCUUUGCGCCAACAUUUACACUAAUAAGGCUGAUAGUUGAUGUUUUCUUAUAUAAGAG